Molecule: messenger RNA, 2156 nt
Organism: Magallana angulata
Lineage: Eukaryota; Metazoa; Mollusca; Bivalvia; Ostreida; Ostreidae
Product: F-box/LRR-repeat protein 17-like
Exons: 6
Coding region: 33-938 (301 amino acids)
Biological process (GO): SCF-dependent proteasomal ubiquitin-dependent protein catabolic process
Cellular component (GO): SCF ubiquitin ligase complex
Molecular function (GO): protein binding
Source: RefSeq, a predicted model, not a curated record
AUUGUCACACCAAAGUACGAUGGUCAUGCCAAAUGCCAAUUAUCAAGCUAAAGUCCGAUGGAGACGGACUAACAACAUAUAUGCCGUCAUAUUACAUUAAGUCCAUGUUGUAUGAUGGAAUCCUAGAGGUGGUGGGGAAGAAUUGUCACAGACUUCAGACCCUCGUCAUGGACAGUUCCUUACUCACUGACCGGGGGCUCCUACAGAUCGCACAGGGCUGUCCUGAUCUGAGGAAGAUAAACUUAUCACUUUGUGGGGCCUUCGUCACAGAUAACGGUGUCCUGGCCAUCACCGAUAAUUGUCCGAGGCUGAAAGAGGUCAUGCUGGGUUAUCUUUCUAAGGUGACAGACACUUCCUGUGUCAGGUUGUGUGAGAUGUGUCCUGACCUUGAGGUUGUGUCCUUGGUGUCAUCUGGGGUCGGGCAGAAGGGAGUCCAAGCUCUCACAAAGCUCCGAAAGCUUAAGGUCCUUGACAUCUCCAGCCUUCUUGGCAUCUCGCCAGCAGAUGUCGCCUCCCUGACCCACUAUUGCCCGGACCUUGAGGAGAUGAACGUAUCCAGGAACCCACAGAUAGAUGACGCGUGUCUGCUGCAGGUUGUUAAGUAUGGACACAAGCUCCACCUAUUGAAGUGUGCGACCUGUCACGUCACUGACCAUUUUAUGAGUGAAGUCGGAAAGCUCACAAACACCCUGAAGAACUUGGACAUUGGGUGGUGCCAAGUGACCGACGACGGAAUCCGCACGCUGUCCGCCACCUGUCAGUCCCUGCGGUACCUCGGUCUGAUUCAAUGUAGUGCUGUCACCGCAGCGACAAUGGAGGAACUCAUGGCGAAAUAUCCACAGAUCAAGUACCGUUUUCCGGACAUUGAACGACCUGUUUUUUAUAAUGAGCCUACAACUGCAUUUCCUUAUGCAUUUUGCAAGUACAAUGUGAAGUAAUGCAUUGCAUUUGCCAUUACUUCAUAAAUUUGGGUAUUUAAUUACCAUUACUUGAUUUUCUUGAAGUAAUGCAUUACAUCACCAUUACAUGAGUAAAGUAAUGCAUAAAUAUACCAUUACCAUUACUUUGUUUUAAAAAAGUAAAGCUAAUAAAGAGUUUUUGCAAAUGUUUCAAAUAUAAAACACUCUUUAACAUAUUCACAGGUUUAUGGUUCAGUAUCAGGUUCAAAUUCAAUGACUAUACAAGUUUCAUUCUUUAUUUGCUCAAUAUAUAUAAUCAUCUUGUGGCAAUUAGGAACAACAUUUUACAUAGGUAAAAAAUAUCUAUAGACAUUUGGCAUGACACAAUGUCUGAUAUAAAAUAGAGACACAGAAUUAUAUGCAUAACAGAAAACAAUUUAUGGAAAAAUGUUGCAGUUUCCAAAAGCUAAAUAGAGAUAUUCCCCCAGAUCACAAUUUUUUUUUUAAUUUUGGACACUUAUCUAUAUUAAUUAAUUUAUAAACAGGGGUUUUUCCCCAGUUAUAUUUCUUAUAUAUUUUAAUCGGAUUUCUCUAUACUGAGGACACCUGAAGACAAAAUAUUGCUGUUGCACUUCAUGAUCAAAGUUUCGAAGGGUUCAUCUUUUAACUGCAUCCAUUAGUUUGAAAAUAUUCCCAGCUAUACUAAAUAAAUAUAUUACAGGAGCAGUGAAAGCUGGGACUGAAAGAUAUUUUGGCAAUCUUUAUCUUAGGAUAUUAAGUGCAAUGAUAGAAAAAAUACAUGAAUCUUGUAUUUUCUAUCAGCUCAAACUAAUAUAAUAUACUUAAUAUACAACAGAGAGAGAGAGAGAGAGAGAGAGAGAGAGAGAGAGAGUAAAAUUAUUUUCAAAUGGGUUAUAAUUUUGGAAGUGAUUUUGGUUUUCAUCAUGGAUGGACAUGCAGUGCAUUCGUUUUGCUUCUGUCCUCUAUUCUGUUGGGAUAUAGCCAAGGAAGGGGAUUGGGGAAUUUAGCACUUCUUAUAACAAUAGAUUGUUUUGAUACUUAGAUGAUCUUGGGGGCAUAGUGUGUUAUUGACACAUUCUUUAUUGAAGUGCAAACUAAUUGGAGUAAAUUGUUCAAAUGAUUUUAAAACUCUUGAUAACAACACUUUUAAAAAUGUUAUGAAAUAGUGUUAUUAUAUCUAGUUAUUUUAACAAUUUAAAAAUGAAUUUUAAAAAUCUUUUUAAAUAAUACAACAAA